This is a messenger RNA of Pelagomonas calceolata, 1125 nucleotides long. The record is from the annotation of a GenBank genome assembly. Lineage: Eukaryota; Pelagophyceae; Pelagomonadales; Pelagomonadaceae.
AUGCGCGUGCGUAUAAGCGCGGAUGUUUCGACACCUUUCUUCUUCGUCACGAGCAUCGAUCGGCCGUAGCGCUGCAGAGGCCUGAAAACUGUAACCCUAUGCGUGCGCGAGACUUCCGAUCCGCGCAGGCCAAUUUCAUUAGCGUGGUCGUCGCCACGGUCGGAGCAGCUGGACUCACGGUAGGCUCUGUCAUGAGCGCGGCCAAGGCGAAGGCGGAGACUGCGAAGUCGCAGGGAGAUGUCAUCUUCGACAAGGCCUCAAGUGGUGCUAUCCGGAAUCGCACGAGCUUUAUGCACGACGCCAAAAACGAACUCAACGACCUGUUUGAGUACAUGCGCAAGUUCGAGCGCGAAACAGGCGUGAAGCUGAUUAUUGUUGCUUUCGUGGACGACCUGGACCGCUGCAUCGGUGGCGACAAAAUAUUGAAGAUGCUCGAAGCGGUUCAACUGCUGCUCAGCAUCCACGCGGCCCCGGUGAUCACCUUCCUCGCCAUCGAUCCACGUGCGAGUUCGGCGUCAUUUGGGGAUCUCCUGAGGCAGGAUCGACGCGACCGUCCACGCGCGCAGGUAUCGUCGUGUCGUCGAUAGAAGAAAGCUUCACGGAGGUCAUGCGGAACACGCACGUGACGGGCUGGGAGCUCGACGCGGCGCAGACUUUCGGUGCCUUCAUCGCUCGCGCACGUCGUCGCGAAGCCGCGCCAGCUUCAGCACACAUAGGUACCUAGACAAAAUCCUCCAGUUUCCUGUGUCGCUGCAGCAGCCUCCAGCACACAAGAUUCGGAACUACGUAGCACAUGUUGUGGAUCCGGUCGUCGUCAAAGAUGCAGCGACGGAUGCGGAUGGGUUCUACCAUUGGCUCGCUGGCCUCGAUUUCGAUAGUGAUAAGCAGAUUAUCGUGUUUCCUGAAGACGACAAAGUCUAUAACAGAAAUGGUCUGUUGUUUGAAUACGCGCGCGAGUUGCAUGCGAUGAGUGGGAACGCAGGGAUAUUUUCCAUUGAUAACCCCGUUUUCCAAGAAAUCAGAAUACAAAUUGAUUCAAAAUCUCGCUUCCAACCCGACGAAAUAGUCGUUCGGGGGAGCUUACCUCUUAACGGCAAGGCGAAAAUUUGGGCGGACGGCCACUAG